Molecule: messenger RNA, 1476 nt
Organism: Phaeodactylum tricornutum CCAP 1055/1
Lineage: Eukaryota; Bacillariophyta; Bacillariophyceae; Surirellales; Neidiaceae
Exons: 2
Coding region: 1-1476 (491 amino acids)
Cellular component (GO): sarcolemma
Molecular function (GO): cAMP binding
Source: RefSeq, a predicted model, not a curated record
AUGCCGCAAAAGUUCCUAGACAAGCUGGUGCAGAAUCGCUUCCAAUCUGCCAAACAGUUGCGGAAACUGUUGCAAGAGGGUCUCCAUGAUGCCAAACGCGCUCGUCAUCGACCGUACAAACCCCGACGGCAUCGCAAUGCUCCCAAAUAUCUCAAAGGCGUCCACAACGGCGUCUACUAUCGCAUCAGACUCCCUCAACAGAGGUCUCUGCCAGAUCUACAAAAAAUACCUUCCCCGACGCUCCCUCCCAAAGCUUUCAAACCCCUUCCCCCCAAGGAAAGUCACAAAGCGCAAAGCCGUAAAGAAGGUUUCGAAGACUUUUGGAAACGCGCACGCUUCUGGUGGAAAGAAAAUUACCCCGUUGUCAUUCUCAACUUUGGGUCCAUCUGCACACUCACCGGGUUCACCCGCUCGGACGUGCUCGAACUCCGCGUCCUAUCAGUAGUGGGAUCUCUCGGUUCGGCCGUUUAUAACCUCACUCGGAAACCUAUACUCGUUGCGCCCCUUCUCUGGAGCGCCACCUUUGCCGCCGUCAACGGCUACAAAAUAUUCGAAAUCAUCCGCGAACGCAAAGGCACCGUCCGACUCUCGGCUGAACAGGAAACGUGGUACACCCGCUUCUUUAUGCCGCACGGAGUUACACCCAAACAGUUUGAAGCCAUUCACAAUCGAGCCCAAAUAUUCCGACUGCAACAAGGCUCUUGUUUGAUUAAGCAACACGACAAAUUGGAAUACGUUUAUCUCAUUGUGGACGGCACGACACGGGCGAGUAUUCUGGGACGUCACCUGACGGCGGCAUCCGUCACUCCUGUAGCAUACAAGGAAAAGGAAGGUGGGGCUUCGGGAGCCUGGGUAGGUGAAAUGGCCUUUCUGGAAGCGUACUGGAACACGGAGCAAGGCCAGAAACACCAACACUCGGACGAUGCCCCGUCCAGCGCACAACCACCACAGCGUCAAGGACGGGCGGCUACGCAAAGUGAUCACCCGCACGCACCUUUGGCACUCGCCGAAGCGGCCGCAGCCGCCGUAUCCGCGAAGGACGCCGUCGCGGUUCAAGGCAGUGCUGCCACCCGCUCCACCUCGAACGUAUUAAAAUCAUCGCAUUCGCUGUACACCAUUGUAGCCAAGGAGGACUGCGUCGUUAUGCGCUGGUCGCAUGCCGAUAUGGAAGCACUCAUGGCGCGGUCGACCGAUCUGCGGGCCGCCAUGACACGGGCCAUGACGGCUGCUAUUGUGGGCAAGGUCAUCAACUUUACCGUAAGCAAGAGUAGUGCCCUUCCAACCUGGUCAACGUGGUUGGAUGACUGGAAGCACAAUGCGGGUGCUCGUAUCUCGGUACAGCAAAGACCCACGCCGGUCAAGUAUCUAGUGCCUGGCGAAGGCGAAGACGAGAUGAUUGACAAACGUGGCAACGUGGAGAAUCAUGACCGAAGAACGCUCCCCGAAAGCGUCCAGACGUACCCUACCUAUCGAUAG